AUGGACACCAGCGGAGACCAACCCAAGGGGAGCUCGCUCUCGGGCAUGGUUUCGACCCUCGCCCCGGUUGCUGUGGUCUCGGGUAUUUACUUCGCCAUCUUCGUGUUCCUGCGAAAGAGCCAGAGGCGCUACUAUGCCCCGAGAACGUAUCUCGGGAGCAUCAGGGAGGGCGAACGUUCGCCUGCCCUGCCCAACGGCCUGUUCAACUGGAUCGGGACCUUCUGGAAGAUCCCCGACAUCUACGCGCUCCAGCACCAAUCCCUCGAUGCUUACCUGUACCUCCGGUACUUGCGCAUGGCGCUCGUGCUGUGCUUUGUGGGCUGCCUCAUCACCUGGCCGGUCCUGUUCCCCGUCAACGCCACGGGCCACGGCAAGCAGAUUCAGCUCGACAUCCUGUCGUACGCCAACAUUGACCAAAAGACCGAGUACAACCGCUACUAUGCGCACACCUUUGUGGCGUGGCUGUACUUUGGCUUCGUCAUGUACAUGAUCAUGCGCGAAUGCAUCUUCUACAUCAACCUGCGCCAAGCCUUCCUGCUGAGCCCCUUCUACUCGGACCGCAUCUCGUCGCGGACCGUGUUGUUCACCUCGGUGCCGACGCCGUACCUCAACGAGGCUGCGCUGCGCAAGGUCUUUGGCGCCGCCGUUAAGAAGGUCUGGAUCACGGCCGACACCAAGGAGGUUGACAAGGUUGUCGGAGAGCGCGACAAGGUGGCCCUGCGUCUCGAGAACGCCGAGGUCAAGUUGAUCAAGCUGGCCAACAAGGCUCGUCAGGCAUCCCUCAAGAAGUCAGGCGCUCCCGCGGCCGACGAGACCGAGACGGCCCCGGCCGCGCUCGACGCCGAGUCCGGCAGCAUCGCUGCCCGCUGGGUUCCCCAGAAGAAACGCCCGACUCACAAGCUCGGACCCCUGGGUCUCUUCGGCAAGAAGGUCGACACGAUCAACUGGUGCCGCGCCGAGCUGGAAAGGCUCAUCCCCGAGGCCGAUGCCGCGCAGGGCAAAUAUCUCACGGGCGGCAACAAGAACAUCCCCGGCGUCUUCAUCGAGUUCCGCACGCAGGCCGACGCCGAAGGCGCGGCCCAGAUCCUCGCCCACCACCAGGGCCUACACAUGGGCCCGCGCUUUGUCGGCAUCCGCCCCGAGGAGGUCAUCUGGAAGUCGCUGGCCAUCCCCUGGUGGCAGCGCGUCAUUCGCCGCUAUGCUGUCGUCGCCUUCAUCUCGGCUCUGAUCCUCUUCUGGGCGAUACCCGUGGCGGUUGUGGGCAUCAUCAGCAACGUGGAGUACCUCGAGUCGAUCUCGUUCCUGACGUGGCUGAAGAAGAUCCCCGACGUCAUCAUGGGCGUGGUGUCGGGCCUACUGCCGUCGGUGCUGCUCUCGGUGCUCAUGUCGCUCGUUCCGAUCGUGAUGCGGCUGUGCGCCAAGCUCGCCGGCGAGCCGUCCGAGUCGAGGGUCGAGCUGUUCACGCAGAACGCGUACUUUGCCUUCCAGGUCAUCCAGGUGUUCCUGGUGGCUACCCUCGCCUCGUCGGCCACCGCGGUCGCUAAGCAGAUCGUAGACAACCCGGCCAGCGUCACGAGCAUCCUGGCUAACAACCUGCCCAAGUCGUCGAACCUGUACAUUUCGUACUUUAUCGUGCAGGGUCUGACCAUCGCCACCGGCGUGCUGACCCAGGUCGUCGGCUUCUUCGUGUUCACGCUGCUGUACAAGCUGCUGGGCACUACGCCGCGGUCUAUGUACACCAAGUGGUCAAACCUGAGCGCCAUCUCCUGGGGCAGCACCCUGCCGGUGUACACCAACAUUGUCGUCGUCGCCAUCACGUACUCGUGCAUCGCCCCCCUGAUGCUCGGCUGGGCCACGGUGGCCAUGUUCCUCUUCUACUUUGCCUGGCGGUACAACGUCUUCUUUGUGACCGACACGCAGAUCGACACGCGCGGCCUGAUCUACCCGCGCGCCAUCAAGCAGCUGUUCACGGGUAUCUACAUCGCCGAGAUUUGCAUGAUUGGCCUGUUCGGUGCCUCGGUCGCGCCGGGCCCGCUCGUGCUCAUGGUCAUCUUCCUCGUCUUCACCGUUCUCUUCCACAUCUCGCUCAACUCGGCCCUCAACCCGCUGCUGUACCACCUGCCGCUGACCCUCCUGGCCGAGGAGGAAUCGGCCCGUCUGCUCGGCGACGAGGAGAAGGGCGGCGCGCCGGCCGGCCCCGUCAGCAGCACCACCAAGGAAGCCGCGGCGACUAACGGUGCGGGCGCGGCCGACAUCAACGGCGAUGGCACGGUCGACCCGACGGAGGCGCACGUGCAGCAGGCGCGCGACGCCCACAACGCGAUCAAGCCGGGCAACAUCCUCACGCGGUUCCUCAAGCCGUGGAUCUUCUCGGACUACGCGACGCUGCGCAACCUGGUGCCGCGCGGCCAGCAGCUGGAGCCGUACUCGGACGAGGUCGCCGCCAACGCGUACUACCCGCCGACCGUGACCGCCAGCGUGCCGCUGCUGUGGAUCCCGUCGGAUGCGUCUGGGGCGGGCGUCUCGCGGCAGGAGGUCGAGCACACGUCGCGGGUGCUGCCCAUUACGGACGAGGGGUGCGAUUUGGAUGAGAAGGGCAACCUGGUCUGGGACCGCGAGGGCACGCGGCCGCCUGUCUGGGAGGAGAAGAUUUACUACUAG
Molecule: messenger RNA, 2661 nt
Organism: Dichotomopilus funicola
Lineage: Eukaryota; Fungi; Ascomycota; Sordariomycetes; Sordariales; Chaetomiaceae
Exons: 4
Coding region: 1-2661 (886 amino acids)
Cellular component (GO): plasma membrane
Molecular function (GO): calcium-activated cation channel activity
Source: RefSeq, a predicted model, not a curated record